GGGGCCAGGCGGCCUCCUGCUGCCCCGGAGACCCUCGGCUGCUGUUGGCCCGUCGGGGCUCGGAAGGCCGGAACCGGGCGCUGUGGAGCGGGCCAGCCUCCGCGGGCAGCGCCGUCGCGGGUCCUCGGGCCCGGGAGGGGCGUCCGCCGCGGGGCCCCCCCGCUCCUUGCUCUGGCGACCCCGCCGGCCGACGGCCCCCACAACAGCCCGUUAGAGACCGCGGCGUGGAAAGAAUGAACUGGUCGCUGGCGCUUUCCCUCGUCGUAGCGUGUUGGGUCGUCGAGCCCCAAGGACCCCAGGCGGCUGUCACCCCAGAAACAACUGCAGACCCUUAGGACUCAGCACGACACUUGCGGGGGUGGGGGUUGUGCCCUCGCUGAAGCCCACGCCGGGUUAAGAACCAGGCUCUUGGGGGCUCUCAGUUUGGAAGGAGACCUACAUUCGCAGGCCGCGUAGCUCACCUGGCGGUGCAACAGUUUCCUGGCCGGUUUCCUGUCUCCUUACAAAACCCAUCAUCUAAGCCGCAGCAGGAGGAAACUUUCACACGAGGACCUGCCAUGCUUCGCAGGCUGGGUUGGCUGGUCCUGUGCAGCCUGGCUGUGCUGCUGCUCAGCGGCCUGCUCUUCCUGAAGAAGGAGGCCAAGCCAGUGGGGGGCCCCGCGGCCCGCCAGCCCUUCUGGGCUCCCCCGGGGCCCCGCCGCAGCCAGUGUCUCCCCAACCGCACAGUGGCUAACGUCUCCCUGUCUCUGCCCAGCCGCCACCGCCUCUUCUUGACCUAUCGCCACUGCCGCAACUUUUCUGUCUUGCUGGAGCCUUCCGGCUGCUCGGAUGACACCUUUCUGCUCCUGGCCAUCAAGUCGCAGCCCGGCCACGUGGAGCGGCGAGCGGCGAUCCGCAGCACGUGGGGCCGGGUGGGGGGCUGGGCGAGGGGUCGGCAGCUGAAACUGGUGUUCCUCCUGGGGGUGGCGGGGCCUGCGCCCCCAGCCCAGCUGCUGGCCUACGAGAGCCGGGAGUUCGACGACAUCCUGCAGUGGGACUUUGCCGAGGACUUCUUCAACCUGACGCUCAAGGAGCUGCACCUGCAGCGCUGGGUGGCAGUUGCCUGCCCCCAGGCCCACUUCAUGCUAAAGGGAGAUGACGAUGUUUUUGUCCACGUCCCCAAUGUGCUGGAGUUCCUGGAGGGCCGGGACCCAGCCCGAGACCUCCUGGUGGGAGAUGUUAUCCGCCAGGCCCUGCCCAACAGGAACACCAAGGUCAAAUAUUUCAUCCCCCCCUCCAUGUACAGGGCCCGCCACUACCCACCCUACGCCGGGGGUGGGGGCUACGUCAUGUCCCGAGCCACCGUGCGGCGCCUCCAAGCAGCCGUGGAGGAGGCUGAACUCUUCCCCAUCGACGACGUCUUCGUGGGCAUGUGCUUGAGGAAGCUGGGGGUGAGUCCCGUGCACCACGCUGGCUUCAAGACAUUUGGAAUACGGCGGCCCCUGGACCCCCUAGACCCCUGCCUGUACAGGGGGCUCCUGCUCGUGCACCGCCUCAGCCCCCUGGAGAUGUGGACCAUGUGGGCGCUGGUGACGGAUGAGGGGCUCAGGUGUGCAGCAGCCCCUUUGCCCCAACUCUGAGGGGUGGGUUGAGUGAGUGGACCCAGUGUUGAUUUUCCUAUCAUGAUGACACGUGAGAACCUUGAAUCUUGACCUGAGGGUCUACGGGAAAUGCUGACUUCAUUUCUUCAUUUUUGUAACCCCCACCCAGACCUUGAGAACUGAUUAAAAACACUGACCCCUGGCUAACCUGUACCAGCAUGUGUUGAAUGGGAGCAAAGUUCGGCAUAGCAGAGGCUGCCAGAAUU
Molecule: messenger RNA, 1846 nt
Organism: Lynx canadensis (Canada lynx)
Lineage: Eukaryota; Metazoa; Chordata; Mammalia; Carnivora; Felidae
Gene: B3GNT4
Product: UDP-GlcNAc:betaGal beta-1,3-N-acetylglucosaminyltransferase 4
Exons: 3
Coding region: 558-1619 (353 amino acids)
Cellular component (GO): membrane
Molecular function (GO): hexosyltransferase activity
Source: RefSeq, a predicted model, not a curated record